AUACCGAAAGCGCCGUUGUUUUUUAGGGCGUUUUAGCCACCUUACUUCUUUGUGGUUGUUUGCCUAUCUACAUUGCCAUUUUGUAAAUCCCAUUGACCACUUGCACGUCCACGGAUAGAUGAUAUAGACGCGAAUUGGCCCGAACCCGAAGUCUGAACCCAAAACUCCGUUAGUCCUUUGUUGAUGGUAAUCGUGCAUUGGCGGAGAGAAAUCGAAAUCGUUAGCAUUCCGUAGAGGCAUUCGAGGCACGGAGCGAGCAUGUUCAGUAUCAGCGAGCUCUGUUGCAUGUUUUGCUGCCCCCCGUGUCCGGGUCCCAUUGCGGCCAAGUUGGCCUUCCAGCCGCCGGAGCCCACGUACAAAUUGACCCCGGCGGACGAUACCAACAUCCGGUACAACCUGCAGUUGUUCGACCGCGCCGAAUGGCAGUACUCAGAACGUGAGAAAUCGAAAGUGGAGGCCUUCUUUACGCGCACCUCGCGUGGCAACCUGAUCACCUGCAUCUAUGUCAGGUGCAGCAAGAAUGCCAAGUACACGCUGCUCUUCUCGCACGGGAAUGCAGUGGAUUUGGGCCAGAUGAGCAGCUUCUACCUGACCCUGGGCUCCCAGAUUAACUGCAACAUAUUUGGGUACGACUACUCCGGCUACGGAAUGAGUGGCGGCAAGCCCUCCGAGAAAAAUCUGUAUGCUGACAUAGAGGCAGCCUGGCAGGCAAUGAGAACCAGAUUCAACAUCAGCCCGGAGACAAUCAUCUUGUAUGGGCAGAGCAUUGGCACUGUGCCCACUGUGGACCUAGCCUCGCGUCACGAGGUCGGCGCUGUGAUACUCCAUUCGCCGCUGAUGUCCGGCCUAAGGGUCGUCUUUAGGAACACAAAGAGAACCUGGUUCUUUGACGCCUUUCCCAGCAUUGAUAAGGUGGCUAAAGUGAAGGCUCCGGUUCUGGUUAUCCACGGCACCGAUGAUGAAGUCAUUGACUUUUCCCAUGGCAUCGGAAUCUACGAGCGAUGUCCUAAGACUGUCGAGCCGUUUUGGGUGGAGGGUGCUGGGCAUAAUGAUGUGGAACUGCAUCCGCAUUAUUACGAGCGACUGCGCAAGUUUCUUUCGGUGGAACUCGUGAAAUGACAAUUAAAGAAUAAUGUGGACGGAGGCGUUAGUGACACUACAUCGGGUGUAAUAUCUAAUUCAAACCCUGCCGCCGGUAGUGCGUCCCUAAGUUCAAAACACCCGAACCCUGCUCCUGCAGCAGGAAGCGAAACAAGUAAAAAGAAUGUGGAUACAAAUGUCAAACGGAUUGAAAACGAUG
Drosophila erecta is the source of this 1300-nucleotide messenger RNA. Its product is annotated as alpha/beta hydrolase domain-containing protein 17B. The transcript has 5 exons. Gene Ontology annotation, cellular component: endosome membrane; plasma membrane. Gene Ontology annotation, molecular function: palmitoyl-(protein) hydrolase activity. NCBI's taxonomy places the organism in Eukaryota, Metazoa, Arthropoda, Insecta, Diptera, Drosophilidae. The record is from RefSeq and is a predicted model, not a curated record. The coding region runs from base 259 to 1119 and encodes 286 amino acids. Gene Ontology annotation, biological process: protein depalmitoylation.